Messenger RNA from Hyla sarda, 936 nucleotides. RefSeq lists its product as uncharacterized. Bases 25 to 744 code for a protein of 239 amino acids. The record is from RefSeq and is a predicted model, not a curated record. The transcript has 5 exons. NCBI's taxonomy places the organism in Eukaryota, Metazoa, Chordata, Amphibia, Anura, Hylidae.
ACCCCGCAAGGCCGAUCCUCAGGGAUGAACAUCAGAAUCCUACGUGAGAUGACCACCUCAGAGGAAGAAAACUUGGAAGCUUUGUACACAAAUGCAGCAGACAGCAUCGAAACCCCAUUGGAGGAUUUGAACGCAGCAGGGAAACAGACUGACAAACCCAAAAGGGCUCCACCAUUUUCCCGAGCUGAGAUUAUUGACAUUGUCAAAUUCCUUGAUGAGCACAAUUAUAAGUUGGGGAAGAAAGGCCAAAAAAACCAACAUAAGAGCAAAACUAUGGCAAAACUCUCGGAUCACUUAUUUGGGAAAUAUGGUCAACGCCACAGCUGUCGCCGGAUACUAAAGCGAUUCUCAGAUUUAAAGGUUCGAGAGAAAUCCACCCUGGAGGCCAUACGUCGCCACAUUAAGAGAGACGCGGCAUGUCAGGCAGCCAUUGCCAAGGUUUCUACACAGCCUGAUGUAAUGUUUGCCAAGAUGGAGCAGCCACAGCCCAGUGUCUCCACGGAAAAUACAUUGGCAAAUGAGGAAUUUGUCACCAAUCUGGAUACCAUUUGUCCAUGCCACCAUAACCCUGAACAGUGCAAAAUCAUGGAAAAGUUUGACGCCAUUGAGAGAAAUAUAUUUGACAAGAUGGCUCUUCACCAUAACUUUGUAAUUACAAAAAUAAAGGAGCUUGAAGAAGGUUUCAAUCUUAAAUUUGAGGCACUUUGUCAAAAAAUAGACUCUCUGAAGGAACCAAGGGUUUAAAUCCAACCUUAAAUGUUUUUUCCAAUGGUUAACACGACAGAUUUACAAACCUCUAUCCUUGAAUUGCGUGAGGACAUGAAGUUUGUUUUUAUUUAUAAGUUAAACCCCAAAAUGCUAAAAGCCACAAGUUAAAGGAUUAAUCUAGUGUAGACUACUCCUUCUUCUUCGUGCCUGAGCUUUAAAAAAAAAAAA